AUGCCUAUAUUAUCUGGGGUCCAACAUGUUCCAGCACGGAUUGUGUCACCCGCAGAGCUACUUUCCCGUGCGAGGUUAGGGUUGGUGAUUUUUUGGUAUACAGAAACAUGGGAGGUAAGAGCUCGCGCGGCAUAUACUUCAGCUACAGCGACACGCUUUAACGGAUUCUCCAGUCAAGCAGGUACUAUCUACAUUUGUAGACGUUCCAAGAAUUACGCGCAAGCUGAAGAAUGCAGUAGUGGGGAGGAAGAUUGCUCGAAAAUGGCGAAUGCAUUUAAAACUCCUACAGUCGAAUUAUAA
Messenger RNA from Sclerotinia sclerotiorum 1980 UF-70, 300 nucleotides. RefSeq lists its product as hypothetical. The record is from RefSeq and is a predicted model, not a curated record. The transcript has 2 exons. The coding region runs from base 1 to 300 and encodes 99 amino acids. Lineage: Eukaryota; Fungi; Ascomycota; Leotiomycetes; Helotiales; Sclerotiniaceae.